Molecule: messenger RNA, 1969 nt
Organism: Diabrotica virgifera virgifera (western corn rootworm)
Lineage: Eukaryota; Metazoa; Arthropoda; Insecta; Coleoptera; Chrysomelidae
Product: mitochondrial amidoxime reducing component 2-like
Exons: 5
Coding region: 166-1158 (330 amino acids)
Molecular function (GO): catalytic activity; molybdenum ion binding; pyridoxal phosphate binding
Source: RefSeq, a predicted model, not a curated record
UCGCACGACAUGAUCACUGUUUAAACUGUCAAGUAUUAUCUCCCGAGUUUUAAGGUCAAAAUUAUUUACUAUUACAUUAUAAAUGUAGAUAGUGCGUUGUGUGGAAAUUGUUUACAGUGUAGAUUAAUACAUACAAAGUAACCAUAAUCUAACCAAAAGUGAAUCAUGGAAACGGAAUGGAAACGGGUAGGAAAAAUAAAAAAGAUGUGUAUUUUCCCUUUAAAAAGUGGAAGAAGAGUUGAAGUCAAUCAGGCAUUGUGUACCAAACAAGGACUAAUGGACGUUGAUCAGGGAGAUGGAUCUCCUUGUUUACGAGAUAGGUCUUUUGUAGUGUACAAUGGACAGUCUUUGGAAUAUAAAACAGCGAGACAUUAUCCCAAGAUGGUAUUAAUUCAAGUUCGGCGAUGUUGUUUAGGUGCGAUACCUUUUGUGCUAUUUGAUGCCCCAGGAAUGACCACAUUAUUUUUGACCAUACCCGAGGAUGAACCAGAACAGAAGAAUGUUCGAAUCAUACAAUGUAAAGAAUCGAUAUCUAUAUUAGAUUGCGGUGACGAAGCUGCAGCUUGGUUUUCAUCCUACCUUUUGGGAGAACCUUCCCCUUUUGGGUUUAGAUUAGGAUACAACAAUGGAUCUCAUAAAAGAACUGAAGUAAAAGAAUGCUAUAGCUAUUUAAUUCAACAUAACGAUCGUGGAUUGACAACAGAAUCAACGGGUUUAAAUGCAGAUCUUUGCGCUUUACAUCUUAUAAGUGCAUCGUCUGUUCAAGAUAUCACUAAAAGAACAGGCAUCCCAGAAAUAAAUGAAGAUUCUUUCAGGCCGAACCUAGUUGUAGAAGACCAGUUCUUGGAAGCAUUCGCGGAGGAUAAUUGGGAGUACAUUCGAAUAGGAGAAGUUAUAUUAAAAAGCGUUUUAGAAUGUACUAGGUGUAUUAUGACCUGUAUUGAUAUGGAGACUGGUAUUAGAAGAAGAGAUAGGGAGCCAUUAAAAACUAUGGAAAGGUAUAGGAUGAGCAAAGGACCGGUGAAAGCAACUGCGAUGGGAAUUUAUGUUGAAGUCAUUAGGACUGGUGUGCUUUCCUUAGGAGACACCGUUUAUAUUUCAAAUGCUUCAGAAACAAGAAAUGCUUUAGAAACAAGAAAACGUAAAUGCUCAACGUAAUUUUUAACUAUAUUAGGUAUAUAAAAAAUAAAAUCUAAAUAAGUUAAGUUGAAAUAUUUAUUAUAAGUUAAACAUCAUUUUAUAGGUAUAAAAUAAAUUGCAGUUUUAAAUUAUGCUUAAGAUACUUUAGACAUAUCGUAAAAAAAAACAAUAAACAAACAGAGCUAGAUUAGAAUCUAUAAAAUAUGCUAAAAAGAUCUAUACUCCAUGGAAUAUAUUAUGUCUUAAACACCAUAUAUAAGCACCAUAGAAUUCAGAGACAGAACAUCAACCAUAGAAAGAUUAAUGAGAAUGACCGAAAUGGAAACAUUGGAACUAUCAGAGGACUAACUAUUAAAAAUAAAAUAAGAAGCCCAGCGAAAAUUAGGAGUAAAGAACAUGGUAAAAGAAUGAAAGCGAUUUUGAAAACGAAAAUAUGUUGAAAGAAUAUCAGAAGAUAGGCAAGCGGAGUAUGAGUCAGAGUCAGACACCAAAUAGAUAAAGACCGAUAGGUAGAAGUAGGAGCUCAGCAUUCGUAGAAUGAACUUACAAGAUUAAACAUAACGAGUUAAUAUGGACUACAUCUUCUUCUUAACGUGCCCUAUCAAGUCCCCUUUACGUUGGCGAUUAACAUGGCGAAACUGUCUCUGUCUCGAGCUAUUCUAAAUACUACAUAUAUUAAAAAGAAUAAGAAGUGUUAGAUUACUUUAUUAAACAAAAAAUAUCUUUAUUUAUUUUUAACUAUAUUAUUAUGUUAGUAAUUGUUGAACAUUUAUGCCAGUGAGUGCAAUGUAAAUUGGUAUAAAAUAAUGAAAUAAAUAAAUACAAGAAU